This is a messenger RNA of Elaeis guineensis (African oil palm), 1085 nucleotides long. RefSeq lists its product as uncharacterized. NCBI's taxonomy places the organism in Eukaryota, Viridiplantae, Streptophyta, Magnoliopsida, Arecales, Arecaceae. The record is from RefSeq and is a predicted model, not a curated record.
CUCCAUUUUAAACGCAGAUCCCCAUUAUCCCUAUCACAUUUGAGUGGCCUAUGCUUCCUACGGUGGCAGCUCCACUUGCCUCUCCUCUCAUCCCUUCCUUCUCUGACUCACUAAAAUAAUUGUAGAAUCCACUGCUGCCUGAUGCUGCCCCCUCACUGUUCCCUUGUCGUUGUUUGCCAUCUAAUUAAUGCCAUGACAUCUGUUCCAAUGCAUGCCUUCUUUUUAUUUCUUUUCUGUGCCAUAAUCCUAGCCACCAUUCCCGUUGGUAUUUGUUAUUGGGGUUGAGAGGGCAUCUUUCGAGGAUAUUAGGUGCACAUGGCCAUAGUGUUUGAACUGGAAUCCACCUUUUGAUGCUCGACUAACGAUCCAUCUUACACUAUAUAAGCCAAACCUUGACUCAUUUGCAACAUGACUCCCAUCUCUUCCUCCAUUCCAGUUGUUUAGCUUUCUACUUCUUUUUUCAUAUCGUCUUUUCUUGAGAUAACAAGAUGGCAUCCAUGUCUAAUGAGAGCUGGAACCGCAACCUGGAGGAGAAGGACCUAGAAAGGCUGGGGGUGCCGGAGCUCGAUGGCGCCCUUCUCAUGGAAUUGCUGGAGGAGUCGGACGCCGACGAGGCCGAGGAUGACCGGCUAAGAUUCGUCAUGCGAUCUCUGGAAGCGGAGAUCGGCCAUGUCGGUCCGACGAUGAUCAGUGAUGGUGAAUCCACCACCGGUCCUCAUGAUGACAGCGAAGAUGGUGGAUUGGAGGAUAUACUGUCGAAUUUCGAUAGCUCUGAUGGUUCGAGAUCGCCAGCAUACCUUAUGGAGGACCCGUUUGACUUGGUGGACAUGGAGGUGGGUGAUGGCAUAGGGGGUUGGUGCACGGAGGGUGAGACGGGUGGCGGUGGGAUGGUUGGGUAUGGAGAGCCAGGACAGUACGGUGGCUUUUACCAUGGGGAGGGCACCAUGGAACAAGUCUACAGCCCUCUAUGGCUCUGAAUUUAAUCUUGUGCGAUCUAGUUCUAUAAAAUUACUUCUCAUAAAUACUUGUCAAAUUUAUGAUUAUAAGUCCUCCAUUUAAUGAUGAAAUAUAUUAAUUUUUAUGUC